Molecule: messenger RNA, 2238 nt
Organism: Gasterosteus aculeatus aculeatus (three-spined stickleback)
Lineage: Eukaryota; Metazoa; Chordata; Actinopteri; Perciformes; Gasterosteidae
Product: cytohesin-3
Biological process (GO): regulation of ARF protein signal transduction
Molecular function (GO): guanyl-nucleotide exchange factor activity
Source: RefSeq, a predicted model, not a curated record
CAGAGGGAGGGGGGGGGAGAAGCUCCCUCACAUCGCCUCCAGCCUCCCCCCGAAACGCCCGCUCAGCUCCUCCGCGCCUCCCUUCGUCCGGCUCCCGGACUGCGGCUCUUCUUCUCGCCUCCCUUUUCCUCCUUUUCUCUCCCCAGGUGACGUCUGGCAGCGGCCCGGUUCUUCGGCGUCAGCGGGGGGGGGGGGGAGGAAAGCAAAGAGAGGAGCCCGCGAAUCAAGACACCUUCCCCCCGCAGAGCCACCAUGGAGGAAGACGACCACGUUCCUGAGGACUUGUCCCCGGAGGAGAGGGACGAGCUUUCAAACAUCCGACGCAGGAAGAGAGAGCUGCUCGAUGACAUCGAGAAGCUGAAGUUCGAGAUAGCGGAGGUCAUGACGGAGAUCGAGCAGCUGACGUGUGUCGGAGAAACUAAAUCCUCCCAGAGAAACAAGCAGAUCGCCAUGGGCAGGAAGAAGUUCAACAUGGACCCAAAGAAGGGAAUCCAGUUCCUGCUGGAGAACGACCUCCUCCAACACACGCCCGAGGACAUCGCUCAGUUCCUCUACAAAGGCGAGGGCCUCAACAAGACCGUCAUCGGAGACUACUUGGGCGAGCGGGACGACUUCAACAUCAAGGUGCUGCAGGCUUUCGUGGAGCUGCAUGAGUUUGCGGACCUCAACCUCGUCCAAGCGCUCCGCCAGUUCCUGUGGAGUUUCCGUUUGCCCGGCGAAGCCCAGAAGAUCGACCGCAUGAUGGAAGCGUUCGCCUCGCGCUACUGCCAGUGCAACGCCGGAGUCUUCCAGUCCACAGAUACCUGCUACGUGCUGUCAUUUGCCAUCAUUAUGCUGAACACCAGCCUCCAUAACCCCAACGUCAGGGACAAGCCCCCCGUGGAACGCUUCAUCUCCAUGAACAGGGGCAUCAACGAAGGGGGAGAUCUUCCAGAGGAGCUCCUCAGGAACCUCUACGACAGCAUCAAAAACGAACCCUUCAAAAUCCCAGAAGAUGACGGCAACGAUCUGACGCACACGUUCUUCAACCCCGACAGAGAAGGCUGGCUGCUGAAGCUCGGCGGCCGCGUGAAGACGUGGAAGAGACGCUGGUUCAUCCUGACCGACAACUGCCUCUAUUACUUUGAAUACACAACGGACAAAGAGCCUCGGGGGAUUAUUCCUCUGGAGAACCUCAGCAUCAGAGAGGUGGACGAGCCCCGGAAACCCAACUGCUUCGAGCUCUUCAACCCCGGCCACAAAGGUCAGGUGAUCAAGGCCUGCAAGACGGAGGCGGACGGGCGAGUUGUCGAGGGCAACCACGUGGUGUACAGGAUAUCGGCCCCCACGCCGGAGGAGAAGGAGGAGUGGAUCAAAUCCAUCAAAGCGAGCAUCAGCAGGGACCCUUUCUACGACAUGCUGGCCACCAGGAAGCGGAGGAUAGCCAGUAAGAAAUGAUCGCCAGCGGCAACAACAACAACAACGAGCCUCUAACAGCCUCUAACAUGGGGGGGGGGACUCUGCUUUGUGUGGCUGCGACGACAUCGCCCCCUGCUGGACAAACAAGGGAGUAGAUCAGUCCUCAUGUCCUGUCUCCAAGGGGACGGUCAGCGUUUUGGCUUCAGCGGCAACGCCCUUCUGCCGUUUUGUACUCGUAUAAUCAGCUGGUCUGAUUGUGGCGAAGGCGCCGUAUUUGUUAAUAGUUCACAAACAUCGAGUGAAGCACCGUUUAUUCAUUCAGUAAAAAGGUCAUUUUAUGUAUUGAAAAUCCACCUUCGUGUUGAAGUUUUCUUUUUUUGAAUUUAUUUUCUUAAUUUGUUUAACAAAAGAGAAAGCCCCCGGUUUACAUUAUGCAUGUAUAGAAUAUAUUGUACAUACGUUUGUUCCAUGUCUUUCUUGUGUUUACGUAGCAUGUAAAUCAUAGUAGCCGUAUACCCGUUCACAUUUUUAGUUUAACACCUUUACAAUAGUGGAAGAAGGACUUUGUGCAGCUUCUUGUGCAGAGCAGUGAACUCAAGAUGCUUUAGAAAAGGAAAAGUCACGAUGCUUAGUUGGACUAGAGAGUAUAGAACAUGAACCGGAUCGACAGACUGGACGCAGGACACUUUUAAGGAGUCCGGUCUGGGGAGCGCUGACUGGAAUGUGAGGAAUCCCCCAAACGGAGACCAAGGACGAGGCAGCCGACGCCAUCGUCACAUCUAAACGCGGCUCCGGAAUCCUCGGAUGAAACUCUGAAUAAAAUGACACGCUGAUGAGAAA